Messenger RNA from Grammomys surdaster, 879 nucleotides. It is a transcript of the gene CUNH10orf143, whose product is annotated as chromosome unknown C10orf143 homolog. Lineage: Eukaryota; Metazoa; Chordata; Mammalia; Rodentia; Muridae. The record is from RefSeq and is a predicted model, not a curated record. The coding region runs from base 32 to 355 and encodes 107 amino acids. The transcript has 4 exons.
GGGUGGCCUGAGAGGCGGUACGCGAAGCCGCAUGGACAGCCUGGCGCCGGGCCGAUGGAGACGGCGGAGGAUGGAGGAGCUGCCAGCGGCAGGGGACGCGAAACGGGCGUGCAGGAGGUCAGAAGCAGGUGGACAUGAGUGCAGCGGUCACAUGCUAACCACCUGUGCCCUGCUGUCCUGGAGCACAGAGGACCAGGAGUCAAGGCCACGAGGCCUGCCUGCACCACAACCAGAGUGUAGCCAGGAGCGGCUGAGCUCAAUGAUUCUGCAGAACGGUGGAAGGAGUUCAGCCCAGCCUUGCCUGAGAUGUAUCGCGGGGGAAUCUGGCCAUUUUAACCAUACCAGCAAUCAUUAGAAGAUGCAAAUGGGACGAAGGAAGAUUCCAGUUGAGUUUGAAUUCUCACACGAUGGCCAGUGCACAUCCCUUAACAGCUUGCCUGGGUACCCCCCUGUUCAAAUGACAGCCAGGGCUCUCUGCAGAGGUUGUCUGCCUCUUAGGUAAUCCACUGUCCUCUGUAGAAGGCCAGGAAUAUCCUGAGUGGGAUGGUUCAUCGAAGCCUCUUUUCUAAUGUCUUCUGCUGGACAAGAAAUUAUCUAAGAGUCAGAAAAUUCUGUAUCAAACUACCCAGAGCCUCAUAGCUCAUGUAAUCAUUAGGCUCAGCUGGAGAUCUCCCUGCCUAUGGACUUUGGGUUGUUUCUGGACAGUACUGGGCUGCUCACAUACUCUUUUUAAUUAAAAGACUUAUUUUUGUAUUUUAAAUGCUCUAUAAUCUUAAAGUGAAUUUUGUUAAAUGCUGAUGUCCAAUCAAGCUGUGUAAUUCUCCAACUGAUGUUAUCAGGGACAGAACCCCAUUUAUAUUAAAAUGGAAAUUGUGGAUA